Messenger RNA from Necator americanus (New World hookworm), 378 nucleotides. RefSeq lists its product as uncharacterized. Lineage: Eukaryota; Metazoa; Nematoda; Chromadorea; Rhabditida; Ancylostomatidae. The record is from RefSeq and is a predicted model, not a curated record. The transcript has a single exon. Bases 1 to 378 code for a protein of 125 amino acids.
AUGGAAAAUGGCAACAGGGGUACUGUUAAGAAAGUCCCUGUUCGACUGAAGUCGAAGAUCUACAGGACGGUUGUGCGCCCUGUUGCCCUUUACGGAUGCGAGUGCUGGCCGACGACGAAAGCCUUGGAAAGAGUGCUGCACGCUAUGGAGAUGCGGAUGUUGAGGUGGACGACAGGUGUAACGUUAAAAGAGAAAGUAUCCAACGACACUGUACGUUCCAUUUUCGGCGUCGUCCCGAUAACUGAGAAGAUGAAGGAGGCGCGACUGAGAUGGUUUGGUCACGUCUUGCGGCGGGAGGACGAUUCUGUUGCCAAAACCGCUCUGAAGCUCGAUGUUUCAGGAGUGAGGCCGCAUGGGAGGCCAAAGAUUCGCUGGUAA